AUGCCACCAACAACAUUGCACAUGGACAUUACAGGCCUUCCUCCAGACGUAAUAUCAUUAUAUGAUGAAUCUUUCUAUGAAUUAGCUCGUAAACUAGCUGGUCCCAUAGAAGCCGACUUACUUGAACUACAAGGAAUUCGUAGUGCUUAUUCAUUGAUUCAUACUGAAGACAUAUUUGAUAUUUUGAAGUAUGAAUGCAAAGCAUUAGAUCAAAUUAAAAAAAGGCUUGCCUUCUAUUGGACGAUAAUCGAUACAUCAUCAAACCUGGGUGUAAAACAAACGUCAAACGAUGAUAAUAAUAAUAAUAAUAAUACAUUAGCAUCUCAAUCAUCAGCACAAGUUCUACCUACGUCUUCACCAUUAUCACCAACUACGGCAACAGAAACACCAGGUUUGUAUAUGCAAAUAUUUGGUGUAAUAAUUUAUCCAAUUUUAGUCACAA
Rotaria sp. Silwood2 is the source of this 442-nucleotide messenger RNA. NCBI's taxonomy places the organism in Eukaryota, Metazoa, Rotifera, Eurotatoria, Philodinida, Philodinidae. The record is from the annotation of a GenBank genome assembly.